UAUGGAUUACUGAAGUCGUUGUUUGCUUUUUUUUUUAUAUUCUAGAUAAAUUUCAGCAUAGGGUAUAACAACACCAUACAUAUGUAUUAUCUGUUUACUUUCAAUUAGUUUGUGUUCUAUAUAAAAUGCAUAUAAUAUUUGCAUUUUUCUUUCAGCAUUUUUAUCUUAAUACUUAUGUGUUUUAACCUCAAUUGAAUGUUAUAAAACAGUUAUUACAGAAAACAAUUGAAAUGAAAUUACACUUUUUACGUUGAUUAUUUGCUAAAUAUUGCGAAGCAUAUUUUUUCAAUAUAAACAAUAACAAUCUUAAGAGGUAAUGUCUACUUCGAGCAGUAUCUCGCAGUCUGCAUCUGAGCCAGAAACACCACAGGGUACAAAUCAAAGUAGAAUUCAAAACUUUGACCAAUCUCUUAAUCAUGUGGAGUUAGGACAUAGCAUUGAACAGUCUAUGAAGAUUGCACAGAAAGAAAUUCAUCAAAAGAGAAUUCAAUCAUUAAGGAAAGAGCUUGACUACUUAAAAUCAACAGAAUGGCAAUUUGAAUUUGAUAAGGGAUUUGUACAAUAAAAUUCAAUAUGAUUUCAUAUUUGUUAUCAUUUUUCAAAUUUUUCUUCAAUAAUAAUUCUGAGGAAGAUGAUACUAAAAAAGAAGAUUUUUUAGCUGAAGAACUUUUGAAUUUAGAAAUACAAUAUGAAAAUAGUCGAAGUGAAAUUAAGGUAACUGAACAAGAGAUACCCCGAAAUGCUGUUUGUUUUCAAAGAACAGGGAUCAUUACAUACAUAGGUGAAAAUAACUAUGUGCUUAUUGAUGGAAUGCUUUACUACGAACUAGUAAAUUGCACUUUGAACUUGAAUGUUAAUGACAAAAUCCUUUACUUGUGUUAUAAAGAUUCUAAUGAUGCUAUAGUUGUUGUAAGAAUUCUGGAGAACAUGGGUGUAUCUUGGACUGAUGAUAAUGAAGUUGAAGAAAACAGUUUUAAAGUUAUAGAACACAUUUUGGUAGGGGAAGUGGACUAUAGGCAAGAUCGUUUUGUAUAUAUCAAGGAUAAUGAUUUGAAAUUUAGUUUGGACAAUGUAGAAGGGACUAUGAUUCCUAUAAAAGGAGAUUGGUUGGAAAUGAAAUGUACAGUGCAAUGGGAUGAAGAUAAACCCUCUGAUAUAUCUGUGGCACAGGUAUUAGAAGUUAUAUCAUUCAGGCCAUUGAGGACUAAAGUAAAAAGUGCAACUAUCACCCAGUGGUCUGAUGAUUCUGGAACAUGUGACAGACAGAUUUAUUUCAACAGACAUUGUUUACAAAAUGGAGAGGAGCCAAAGGUUGGAUACAAGGUCAUGGUGGAAGCAAUUGAAAGUAAUCAAGGGCUUUGUAGCUGGAGGGCCAUUAAAAUGGCCAUUCUUGACAAUAACGUAAAUGAUCCUGUUGUAUUGAAAACUGAUAAUGAUGUGAAUUUGAACUUGGAAAAAGAAAAAAAUCUUGAUAUUACUUAUCCUCUGCAAUUUGACAAAGUUAGCUUUCAUGAGACAGCCUCAAUCAUUUUAAAUAUAACAAAUAAUAGUAAUGAAACAUAUACUUUUAAUAAAUGGAUAAUUCUUUCUAAAAAACGAGAUUCUCAGGUCAAUAUUAAGCCUUACUUGAGUAGGCCAGAGAAUGUUUACCCAGGACAAACAUUUAAACUAACAGUCAUUUGCAAUCCAAAGUUUUUGGGGAAAACAAAUGAAUGCCUUGUUAUGUUAUUUAGAGGAUUCCAAGUGAAAAGAUUUAUAGAAAUUAACAUUGUUGAUAAUAAUGUUUCAUCUACUUUAAAUGGUAUCUCAUAUACAAAUUUCAAACCAGGGAAUGAUAGAUUAGCUAUAAUGAAAGAAAUGAGAAAGAAAAGUAAUGAAUCAUUUAUACCUGGUGUGAGGCCAGUGAAGCCUCCUGCUUUUGUUCCUGUGAGAGUCGGAAAUUUUCCUAUUCCAGACAAGGUAUGGUGUGCAGUAUUAGGUGAUUCAGACCAAACCAUAUACAGUUCAGAUUACAAAACAAUCCUAAAUAGGAUCGAGUCAGACUUUUUUCCUUGUUUGUCCCAAGAACUAAAUAUUAAUAACUAUAUUGACAAAUGGCAUACUUUGUUAUACAUGGAGGAGGUACAAGCAAAUAUCAAUAUGAGAGCUUAUGAUAUGCCAAAAGCAUUCUUAAUACAGAGUCAGGAAUAUCUUAGCCUUGAAAUAAAAGGGUUAGCUGAGAGAAGACCAUCUCUUGUGAAAGGAGAUAGAGUUAUUGUAAAGGAUAUUUGGAAUGAUAGUGCUCCACAGUUUGAGGGCUAUAUUCAUUUAGUAAAAAAUGAUAUGAUUCUAAUGAAAUUCCACCAACAAUUCCAUGAAACUUACUCUGGCAGUGAUGUGUCAGUUGAAUUUCAUUUAAAUAGAUCAGUAUUUAGAAGGUCCCAUCAAGCUAUUAAUCUGGCCAUAUCUAAUUUAGGACCAGAUAUCUUGUUUCCAAGUCGUGUUUUGCCUCAUUCACAUCAGUUGCCACUGGAUAAAAUUAAAACCAUGAAUUGGUUUAAUGAAAAUUUAAAUGUUAGACAAAAAGCAGCUGUGACAAAUAUUUUACUUGGUGAGUGUCGACCAUUACCUUAUUGCAUAUAUGGACCUCCAGGUACAGGCAAAACUAUAACUGUCAUAGAAACUAUUUUGCAAAUAUUAACUCUUUUACCAGAUAGUAGAAUUUUAGUUGCAACUCCAUCAAAUAGUGCCGCAAAUUUAAUCACAGAACGACUUGUGGAAUACAAAAAUGUCUUACCAAAUUCUAUUAUACGUCUAAUUGCCAAUUAUUUGCUGGACUCAGAUAACAUUCCUGAUUCAAUCAAACCUUAUUGUGCGACUCUAGACAUAGCCAGAGAAAAUACUGCAAAGUCCAAACAUAUUGUCAAAGAUGGUGUAAAUAUCAAUUGUUCAACAUCUUAUAUUGGACGACAUAGAGUAACAAUUGGUACAUGUUGUUGUCUUGGAACAUUAGCUCAAAUGGGGUUGCCUAAAGGUCACUUUACUCACAUAAUAAUUGAUGAAGCUGGUCAAGCAACAGAACCAGAAAUAAUGAUACCUAUGACAUUCAUUGACAAAGACAGUGGACAGAUUAUAUUAGCUGGUGAUCCAAUGCAACUAGGACCAGUAAUAUUGUCCAAAUAUUGCCAGGAAUUUAAUAUGGAUGAAUCUUAUUUGUCAAGGAUACUUGAAACAUUCCCAUACCAAAAAGAUUAUGAUGCAUAUGAAAAUGGAUUUGAUUAUAGACUAGUUACAAAGUUAAAUGACAAUUAUAGGUCAUUAAAAGAAGUGUUGACUUUACCAAGUGAAAUGUUUUAUGAUGCGUCCCUAGUUCCAAGAAUAGAGCGAAAUCAGCAGUGGAUUACCAAAAUUUUAAAUGUCACUUCUGAAAUAUUUGAUACAUCAAAUGACAAAUCUGGUGGCAUUUAUGUAUAUGGCAUUAGGGGAGAGAACCUUAGGGCGGCAGACAGCCCUUCCUGGUAUAAUCCACAUGAAGCUUCAAUGGUGGCCUUGAUAACCUGCAAAUUGUAUAAAAAUAAAGUUGUUCCAGAUGAAAUUGGAAUAAUAACUCCUUAUAUAGCACAGAUAAAACAUUUACGACAUCUAUUUGAAGCAAUGGGAGUGCAGCAACCAAAAAUUGGUACAGUUGAAGAAUUUCAAGGGCAAGAAAGACCUAUCAUACUUAUUUCAACUGUUCGAUCAUCUGCUUCAUAUAUAUCAGAGGAUAUAAAACAUACUUUAGGCUUUAUAAAAAACCCAAAACGAGUUAAUGUCUCACUGACUAGAGCUCAAAUAGCUGUUCUUCUAUUCUGUGAUCCUCAUGUUCUCUCUAAAGAUCAUUUGUGGAAUCGAGUCAUAUUGCAAGCUGUAAAUGAAGAUAAAUAUAUGGGCUGUGACUUACCUUUUAAAUUUAAUAAAAUAAAUACAGUUUAAAGUAUAAUCAAA
This is a messenger RNA of Galleria mellonella (greater wax moth), 3963 nucleotides long. RefSeq names its product probable RNA helicase armi. The record is from RefSeq and is a predicted model, not a curated record. Bases 574 to 3951 code for a protein of 1125 amino acids. The transcript is spliced from 6 exons. Gene Ontology annotation, molecular function: helicase activity. NCBI's taxonomy places the organism in Eukaryota, Metazoa, Arthropoda, Insecta, Lepidoptera, Pyralidae.